UACCCUGUUCCUGUUGUUAUUUCUAUCUGGAAGUGUAAACAGGAGGCUGGCUGUAAAUGUCUAACCUGGAUCCCAUCUGUCUCCUGCCUCAGAACAUCAAAAGAUUAUUGCUAAUCACAAGGAACAGAUGCCUCAGGUCAAUGAUUGGAGUGCUUUCCUACGUAUGGGAAGAUGCAAGAAUCUGGGUUCACAGAAAUUAUGUCUUAGAAAUGCAUCUUAACCAUCUAAUGCCAAUAUCCAAAGCGCAGAAUGCCUCCUGUUUUUCCCCAUCCUGAAUUACCCUCAGGGAGCACUGUGGGCUGCUGUAGCUAACGGCUGGAUCCUUGUAGAACUGGGAUGGUGGGCAACAUUGUUCACUGGAAUGGCAGGCAAAAUUCCCUGUCCACAAGCACUUAUAUGAAUUAAGGAUUCCUAAAACUCUCAGAAAUAUAAAAACUAACCCAAAUGUUUUUCAAGUUCAUGUGAUCUGAGGUAAUCUUUGGCAAAUAAAAGCUAGUUUAAGUUUGCUGGUUUAAUUAAAAUAGGUAUAUCUUCAGAGUUAUCAUUAAAAAUAAUGCAGACAUACAACUUUUAUUCCACCUGAGUACACUAGCUGAAUAAGUUCAUGUUGUUUCUGUUACCAAAUUUGUUAUCAAGAAAAACAACUUGGUAUGAUGAAAUUUUCAUGUUAAGAACAAGUGAAUUGGGACUUCCCUGGUGGUCCAGUGGUUAAGAAUCUGUCUUGCAAUGCAGGGGAUGCUGGUUCGAUCCCUGGUUGGAGAACUAAGAUCCCACUUGACGCAGGGCAACUAAGCCCGCGUGCUGCAACUACAGAGCCUGUGUGCUCUGGAGCCUGUGCGCCACAAGUAGAGAGAAGCCUGCACCCCGUAAUGAAAGAUCCCGUUUGCCGCAACUAAGAUCCAACGCAGCCAAAAAUCAAAAAAAAAAAAAAAAGAACAAGUGAAUUAAAUAGACGUAAAUGGGAUAAGAGUCUUUAGGUAAACACUUCAGCAAUUAUUUUAUUUUAUGGCAUGUCUACUUAAGUAGUUUCCAAAAUCUUUCUGGUUACUUGAAACCUUAAAGUUAUACUGAGAUAAGUUAAAUAAUGGACAUUUAUUAAAUAUUUAGAUCAUUUUCAAAUAAAAUAAAAUACUGAAACAUUAAUCACUGAACACAAGUUGUUUUUUUUUUUUUUUGUGGUACGUGGGCCUUCCUCUGUUGUGGCCUCUCCCGUUGCGGAGCACAGGCUCCGGACGCGCAGGCUCAGCGGCCAUGGCUCACGGGCCCAGCCGCUCCGCGGCAUGUGGGAUCCUCCCAUACCGGGGCGCGAACCUGGUUCCCCUGCAUCGGCAGGCGGACGCGCAACCACUGCGCCACCAGGGAAGCCCCUGAACACAAGUUAAUCCACUUUUGGUUUCCUUUUACAAAAAAAAAAAAAAAAAGACCCUAAAUAUAUUUAGGUCUAUUAGUAAAAAUAUUUUCUGCUAUAUUGGAAAAUUUUCCAAGGUGAGGAAGAAUGUACUCCUAGAAAUUAUGGAAUGUAUUUAUCUCUGCCAAUCCACAGAAUGCUAGUGUAAGAGACUGUCCACGAUUACUCACUUCUUAGUUUUCACUAGAAAUUAAGGAUUCUAAGGGUUAAGAAUUCUAAUUAACAUAUGUAAUUGAAACUACUUAGAAAUAAUAAGGGUGAAAGGAAACAACUGUGUAUGAAAAGUAGGUAAAGAAAGUAGAUGGACUUCCCUGGUGGUGCAGUGGUUAAGAAUCCACCUGCCACUGCAGGGGACACAGGUUCGAUCCCUGGUCUGGGAAGAUCCCACAUGCCGCAGAACAACUAAGCCCGUGCGCCACAGCUACUGAGCCUGCUCUCUAGACCCCGUGAGCCACAGCGACUGAGCCCAUGUGCCACAACUACUGAAGCCCACACGCCUAGAGACCAUGCUCCGCAACAAGAGAAGCUACCGCAAUGAGAAGCCCCUGCUUGCCAUAACUAGAGAAAGCCCAUGCAGCAACAAAGACCCAAUGCAGACAAAAAUAAAUAAAUAAAAAUAAAUUUAUAUUAAAAAACCCCAAUAGUAUGCUCUAUAUUAUGCAUUCUCAACAGGGGCAAUAUCAACUCCACCCCCCCAAACUGGGCAAAAAUUGGUUCUUGGAUAUAGGCCAAGAAACCUUACAUUUCAAUGGGAUGGAUUUCAUGACCUUAAGAAAGACAUUCUGGGGUUGUAGGAAUACAACCCUCCGCCCCCCCCCCACCCCCCGCCCCAUUGGAUUUAUAAUUUUAAGCUUUUUAGGUAUAUGUCCUAGGAAAGAGAGGUGUUGGCUGGAUCAAACGAUAAAUCUUUUGGCAGUUUUGAGCUUUCACAGGCAGGCCAUUUAAGGUGGGCAGGUACUCUGGGGACACUGCCUUAAGCUGUUAAAAACCAUGCCAAAAUUUGGUCAAGUCACUUAGUGCAGGGGUUUCAAUGGAGUCCUUCUGAGAGUUUUUGGAGUUCUCAAUAUGCAAGCUGAAUUGUUUAGGGGUGAAGUGCACUGAUAUCUUCAAUUUAUCUUGCAAUGCAUGACAAAUAAGAUGGAUUGCUGCAUGCAUACAUUAACCACCAUAUGAUAAAGUAAAUAUAACGAAUGUUACUUGUAGAAUCUAGUCUGUCCCCAGUCCCCCAUUAGAAUGUGAGCUCCCGGAGGGCAGGGACUUUUUCGGCCAGGCACAGGGUAAGCAGUCAGUAAAUAUUUGUGGAGCGAAUACGUGCAAAGCACUAAGAAUAAGGAAGCGCUCAGUAAGCGGAAGCGUUCAUGAGUCUGUUGUUGCGGAAAACCCGCAAGUUCCGGCCUUGGAAGUGAGGCCGAGUGUGCGCGCGCACGCCCGGCGUGGUCGCUCUGGCCGCCUGUCGCCUCGGCUCUGUGGUGGGUCCUCCGGGCCGCAGAGCAUGCGCAGGGCAGCGCCUGCGGGGAUCGCUAUGGCAGCGGCGUCACGGUGGGUUGGGCCUCUGCGCUGGCACCCUGGCAGGGCCGCCUCAGCCGCCGCCAGCACCAUUUCUCCUCUGGAAUGAGCGGGGUCUCCCGCCGCCUCUCGCUGCGCCCCCCGCCGCUGCCGCCGCAUCCGGACUGUGGGCCCGCUCCGGGAUCAUGCCCCUGACCGCCUACUGCUACCUGCGUGUCGUGGGCAGGGGCAGCUACGGGGAGGUGACGCUCGUGAGGCACCGACGGGACGGCAGGCAGUAUGUCAUCAAAAAGCUGAACCUCCGAAAUGCCUCCAGCCGAGAGCGGCGAGCUGCUGAACAGGAAGCUCAGCUCUUGUCUCAGUUGAAGCAUCCCAAUAUUGUCACCUACAAGGAGUCGUGGGAGGGAGGGGAUGGUCUGCUGUAUAUCGUCAUGGGCUUCUGUGAAGGAGGUGAUCUGUACCGAAAGCUCAAAGAGCAGAAGGGGAUGCUUCUGUCCGAGAGUCAGGUGGUGGAGUGGUUUGUUCAGAUCGCUAUGGCUCUGCAGUAUUUACAUGAAAAACACAUCCUUCACCGAGAUCUAAAAACUCAAAAUGUCUUCCUAACAAGAACAAACAUCAUCAAAGUGGGUGACCUAGGAAUUGCCCGAGUGCUUGAUAACCACUGUGACAUGGCUAGCACCCUCAUUGGCACACCCUACUACAUGAGCCCUGAAUUGUUCUCAAACAAACCCUACAACUAUAAGUCUGAUGUUUGGGCUCUGGGAUGCUGUGUUUAUGAAAUGGCCACCCUGAAGCAUGCUUUCAAUGCAAAAGACAUGAAUUCUUUAGUUUAUCGGAUUAUUGAAGGAAAGCUGCCACCAAUGCCGAAAGAUUACAGCCCAGAGCUGGCAGAAAUAAUAAGAACGAUGCUGAGCAAAAGGCCUGAAGAAAGACCUUCUGUGAGGAGCAUCCUAAGGCAGCCUUACAUAAAGCGCCAAAUAUCCUUGUUUUUGGAGGCCACGAAGGCAAAAACUUCCAAAAAUAAUAUUAAAAAUGGUGACUCUAAAUCCAAGCCUGUGGCUACAGUGGUUUCUGGAAAGGCUGAAUUAAGUCAUGAAACCGUUCCCCCUCAACCACACUCUUCUGAGGGCUCCAAGACAUAUGUAAUGGGUGAAGACAAAUAUUUGUCCCAGGAGAAACCCAUAGUCAUUGGCCCCUUGAAGACACCCGCAAGUCUGAAAGGCCACACCUACAAACCAGACAUAAGCAAUACCGCAGAAUCGCUAGCCACAAUCAGUAGGGUGAAUAUUGACAUCUUACCUGCAGAAAGGAGGAACUCAGUGAACAACAGCUUAGUUCAAGAGAAUAAACGAAGACACUUAGAUGCCUCUAAUGAGCUAGAAGGUAAAUGUAUUAUUUCUCAAGUGAAAGAGAGGCUGCAGGAUAACACUAAAUCCAGUGCUCAACCUGGAAACCGAAUUCCCACAUGGUCCAUUGACUAUGUCAUUGGAGAAAGGAAUGACCCAGUGAAGCCUCUGCAGCCCCUAAACAAAGACCAAAAUUUAUCAAAGGACCAGGAUCAAGUUGCUGCUGAAUGUGUUAUAGAAAAACAGGACAGAAUCCACCCAGCUUUACAGCCACACAGCUCUGGAUCUGAACCUUUCCUGUCUCAACAGCGGCGGCAGAAGAAAAGAGAACAUACUGAGCAUAGUGGGGAAAAGAGACAGUUCCAAGAGACUCCUCCUCGUCUUUUGCCUUCUCUUUCUACUGUUGGAAAAGUGGAUGUCACAUCAACACAAAAAGAUGCUGAAAACCAAAGUAGAGUGGUCACUGGGUCUGUGAGCAGUUCGAGGAACAGUGAGAUAUCAUCAUCAAAGGACCGACCAUUAUCAGCAAGAGAAAGGAGGCGACUAAAGCAGUCACAGGAAGAGAUCUUCCCCUCAGGCCCUUCGGUGAGGAGAGUUUCUCUGAGUCCAGCCGGGCCAGGGAAACCACAAGAGGAAGGCCACCCUACCCCUGCUCAAUGGUUGUCUUCUGACCACAGCGUUGCUCAGAAAAGGAAACUCACCCAUUGUCUCUCUGAGGAUGAGUUAAGUUCUUCUACAAGUUCAACUGAUAAAUCAAAUGGGGAUUUCAAGGAAGGGAAAGGUCAUACAAAUGAAAUGAGUGACUUGGUACAACUGAUGACACAGACCCUGAAGUUGGACUCUAAAGAGAGCUAUGAAGAUCUCCCGGUACCAGAGCCAGUGUCAGAAUUUAAACUUCAUCGGAAGUAUCGGGACACGCUGAUACUUCAUGGGAAAGUUGCAGAGGGGGCGGAGGAACUCGAUUUUAAAGAGCUACCUUCAGGUGCUAUCGUGCCAGGUUCUGAAAAAAUCAGAAGAAUAGUUGAAGUCUUGAGAGCUGAUGUAAUUCGGGGCCUGGGGAUUCAGCUUUUAGAGCAGGUGUAUGAUAUUUUGGAAGAGGAGGAUGAAUUGGAAAGAGAGGCAAAAUCUGGGAGCACAGCUCGGGAGCUGGGAGUGGGAACAGUAGCUUGCUUGUCUCUGAGUGAUACCCCCACUUUGGAAGCUCAGAGGGGGUGAGAAGCAGUAGCAUCUGGUCUUCUUGGCAUGCUUCACCCAGCAUGGAAACUUCACUUUAUGGUCUGGCACAAAGGUGAUUGGGGUCCCCGUAUUUUCAGUGGCCCUGUACCCAAGAUAGAGCCUCUAUACUACAUGUCUGAGCUGGGCAUAAAAAAGAAGCUCCCACCUCUUGGCUGCACUCUCCCAAAGCUUACUGUCACCAUCAGGUAUUGGGGGCAGGAUGAAAUAUGCCGAUGUCCUGCACCUCCCAGGAAGACAGCCUUCCAACUAGGAGUUGGGGGAAAGAAGUUUCUUGACUUCACCAGUGUAGUGAAGUUUUUGUCUCACUGAGCUGGAGUGGGGAGGGAGACAUUUCAUUUUAAUUCAGUUCACUGACCCUCAUUGUUCUUAGUAGCUUUACUGUUUUUAACUGAGUUUUAGUAGAUUUUUUUGAAAAAAAAAAAAAAGGGUCCCUAUUUGCUGUAUGCCCUUAUGACCAUUUCCAGAGACUUUAAAUGGUUGGAUUUUUUUUUUUUUUAACAUCUUUAUUGGAGUAUAAUUGCUUUACAAUGGUGUGUUAGUUUCUGCUUUACAACAAAGUGAAUCAGUUAUACAUAUACAUAUGUUCCCAUAUCUCUUCCCUCUUGCAUCUCCCUCCCUCCUACCCUCCCUAUCCCACCCCUCUAGGUGGUCACAAACCACCUAGCUGAUCUCCCUGUGCCAAGCGGCUGCUUCCCACUAGCUAUCCACCCUACGUUUGGUAGUGUAUAUACGUCCAUGCCACUCUCUCACUUCGUCACAGCUUACCCUUCCGCCUCCCCAUAUCCUCAAGUUAAAUGGUUGGUUUUUAAAGUAUUUUUACCAGUUUCACUGAAGAGGGGUCUGCAGAGCUUCUCAUGCUGUCAUGCUGGAUGUGGAACCAAUUAGGAUUA
Molecule: messenger RNA, 6386 nt
Organism: Physeter macrocephalus (sperm whale)
Lineage: Eukaryota; Metazoa; Chordata; Mammalia; Artiodactyla; Physeteridae
Gene: NEK4
Product: NIMA related kinase 4
Exons: 15
Coding region: 3100-5475 (791 amino acids)
Biological process (GO): protein phosphorylation
Molecular function (GO): protein kinase activity; ATP binding
Source: RefSeq, a predicted model, not a curated record